GCAAGAAAGGAACCCCUUCAGGAGAUGCUCAACAUCUUGAGAGCCAAUCUCAUCAAUCUACCACUAAAGGUCUUUUUAUUUCAUCUUCAACAUAUCAACUCUGCGAUUGUUGAUGCAGGGAUUCUGGUUUGCUCAUUAACAGAUGUGGGUGAGACAUACCAAGCACUAGCUCUUGAUUUCUCUGGCAAUAUUCAGAGUAUCCAAGCAGUGAUCUACCUCAUCACUCGAAAGUCAUUUUUCCUACAGACCAACUUAACUAGGACUGAUGGAUUGGACACUACGGAUUUCAGUUUUGACAACCUAAAGGGGCUUCUGAGCUUCUAUUCAGAUUCAAUUGUUUCAGUCCAGAGCCAAAUUCGGACAAUUCAGAAUGAACUCAAGUGCUUCCAAGCUGAUGUAGAAAAGCAAGACGAACUUCAACAUUUUGCCGCAGAUGUAAUUGGUUUGGCAUAUGAGGUAGAACAUAUAUAUGAUGCUUGUAAAUAAAAAAAUAUUCCAGACUGCUGUCUUUUUGUCUGGAUUUUGCACAUUGAAGAAGAUAUUAGAUUGCUUAUGGCAGAAGUAGCAGAAAUUCAAGACGAGAAUGUAUUGCCAAAUACCAAAGAUGAUCCCCCUGCACAUACUUCUUCACAAUUUGCUAAGAAUCCUGACAUGAACGAAGGAACGGUGGGCCUUAUGGAUGUGAUGAAUGAACUAAGAGGCAAACUCACUGGAGGAUCUUCAAACCUUGAUGUGAUCUCAAUUUUUGGGAUGCCUGGAGUGAGAAAGACUACUCUGGCAAACAAACUAUACCUUGAUCAGUCAGUUGUAUCUCAUUUUGAUAUCCGCGCCCAAGUGUGUGUUUCACAAGAAUAUACACGAAAGGACAUGUUAUUAACCAUUCUAGGUGAUCUUAUUGGUAAGAAUGCUAAACUUGAUGAAGAGGCUGAAAAUGCAUUAGCAGAUAAGCUUAAGCAAAAAUUGUUACGCAGGAGAUACCUUAUCUUCAUUGAUGAUAUCUGGCAUACUAGUGCAUGGAAGGAUUUAUGGUCAUGCUUCCAACAUGACAACGGCGGUAGUAGAAUUAUCCUGACAUCUCGGCAACGUGAUGUUGCAUCUGACGCUAAAAUUUAUAGUGAUCCCUUUGAGCUACUACCGUUGUCCAGUGAAAAAAGUUGGACCUUAUUAAAGAAUAAGGUGUUCAAUGAAGAAAGAUGCCCCCCUGACUUACAAAAUGUUGGCAAAAAAAUAGCACAAAAGUGUUGUGGGCUACCUCUUUCAAUCAUUCUUGUUGCAGGUAUUCUUACAAGAAUGGAGAAAGAAGAACAGUGUUGGGAGCAAGUGAUGACAAAUUUAGCUCAACAUAUUGGGACUCUGUCGGAUUACACUAUAGAUCUUAGUUAUCAGAAUUUACCAGAUCAUUUGAAACCAUGUUUCCUAUAUUUUGGAUUAUUUUCAGAGGACAAAGAGAUACAAGUCUCAAAGUUAACAUGGUUGUGGAUAUCCGAAGGUUUUGUUACAACUCGUACGGAAAAGCUUUUGGAGGUUGUGGCAAAAGAUUACCUGGAGAAUCUUGUUGGGAGAAACCUGGUGAUAGUGGCUAAAAAGAGUUUUGAUGGUACGAUUAAGACAUGCCGCGUUGAUGAUCUGUUGUUUGAAUUUUGCACGAAGAAAGCCAAGUUGAACAACUUCUCAGAAAGGAUAAAAUGGGACAAAGGAGUUGAUAUGUCUCAUGUGUUCCCUUCAAAGUACAGGACUCCACGAUUAUCCCUUCAUUCUCAGUGCGAUAAUCUUCAGAAAUGGUGUUCUUCUUUCUCACAUGUGAAAUCGUUUCAAUUCAGGGAGGCUAGAAAUUUUGCAUUCUCUUCAAUGGACCAUGCAUCAUACACUUUUAGAAGGUUCAAGUUUCUGAGGGUGUUAGAUAUUGAACUCACAAUAAUUGAUUCUUUCCCUCAAGAAUUAACUCUUUUAAAGUAUCUUGCUUUUCGGACUGCUGAAGAUGCAAUAUCUCUCCCAGCCCAUCUUUGGAACCUUGAAAUUUUGAUAGUUCAAGGAAUUAGAGGACGAGUAUCAUUACCAAAUACAAUUUGGAAGAUGGUUAAAUUGCGGCAUUUGCACAUAUAUGAUCAAGUAUUCUUCACUUUGGAUAGUGGACAAGAACUCUCAGAAAGCCCCUCGACAAUGAAUGCUCUGCAAACUAUUUCCUCUCCAUGUUUUUCUUGUGUGGACAAUGCCGACAAGAUCUCAGCAAAGACACCAAAUCUUCAGAAACUGAGAUGUAAAGUUUUGAAAUUUGAUGGAUCGUUCCCUGCAUUUGGCAAUCUUACAGAGCUUGAAAUGCUCAAGAUUUCUUCCGGUACUAGAUUGACCUUGACCAAUCAGUUGAAGUUCCCUUCAAAAUUGAAGCAGUUGACAGUGUCCAAUUUUCACAUAGAUCUUACUAAAGUUGCAACUCUUCUAGAACUUGAGGUACUAAAGCUGCUAGGAGUUACUAUUAGUUCUAACAUAUGGAAAGUGAAUGAUGAGCACUUCCUUCAACUCAAAUUCUUGAAACUAGAAGAUCCUUCUUUUUCAGAAUGGCAUGCCUCCGGUGAUGCCUUUCCAUCCCUUGAACACUUGGUACUUGAAAGAUGUCGAUAUCUUAAGGUGAUCCCUUCACGUUUUGUGGAUCCCUCCUACUUAAAAUCAGUUGAGAUAAUAUCAUGCGAUAAAGCACUUGCUGUGUCAGCCGAGGCUGUCAAGGGAACAUUAAUUGAUAUGUCAGGAACUUCUGGUUUCGAGAUCUUUAUCCGCAAGUAGAACAAUAACAUCUCAACCCUCAAAUUGAUUAUCAGAUAUUAAGGAGCUUAUCAGCUGAAGCAAUUGGGACGACCAAGAAGACUUUAAGUUUUAUGAUGUAUUAGUUGAAUAACUGGUGGUAUCACUUAUGGUUAUUCUGCAACUGGUUUUAGUGCUUUCUAUACUUUUAUGGAUUGAGAUUGUGUAUGGUAAUGGAUAUUGAAAAUGCAAGGUGUUUCCAUCUGUCAAUAUCAAGGUCUUUGACAUGAUUUUGAUUA
Messenger RNA from Lycium ferocissimum, 3035 nucleotides. Its product is annotated as putative late blight resistance protein homolog R1B-12. The record is from RefSeq and is a predicted model, not a curated record. NCBI's taxonomy places the organism in Eukaryota, Viridiplantae, Streptophyta, Magnoliopsida, Solanales, Solanaceae. Gene Ontology annotation, molecular function: ADP binding. Bases 553 to 2778 code for a protein of 741 amino acids. Gene Ontology annotation, biological process: defense response to other organism. The transcript has 3 exons.